This is a messenger RNA of Andrographis paniculata, 2942 nucleotides long. RefSeq names its product protein LONGIFOLIA 2-like. The transcript has 5 exons. NCBI's taxonomy places the organism in Eukaryota, Viridiplantae, Streptophyta, Magnoliopsida, Lamiales, Acanthaceae. The record is from RefSeq and is a predicted model, not a curated record. Gene Ontology annotation, biological process: regulation of monopolar cell growth. Bases 172 to 2547 code for a protein of 791 amino acids.
AAAGCGGGAGUUGGCACAUAAAAGCGAAAGACGUUUGUGAGAGAGAGAGAGAGAGAGAGAGAGAGAGAGAGAGGGACUGCAAACUAAAUGUGACGUUGCCUUUAGUGAGAAUUAAGUGCGUUAGUGUUGGAAGCGUGCGGAGUAUCGGAAAGUGGCGUGAGUGGCCGGAAAAUGUCGACGGAGGUAGGGAGAGGGCAGAAUUUGGAGAAGCAGAUGGGAUGCAUGGCUGGUUUUCUGCAUAUCUUUGAUCGCAACCAGAUUUCGAACGCAAAACGGUUCCGUUCCCCCAAACGCCUCCCUCCUUUGCCGCCGGUUGUGGAUACUGCGUCGGAGUCGGAGGAUUCAGCUUCUCCAUCGCCGGCGAUUUUGAGGGAAGCCGGAAAGUCGAUGCAGCGGAACUCAGUAGCAGCGCCUAGUCCGGACAGGUCGCCGGCGGCGGAGCUCAGAUCACCUACGGUGGUAGCAGCUGAGUUGCCGCCUAAAUCACCUAAUCCUCUUCGGAUCUUCGAAUUGAAAGAAGGCGUCAAAUCCUCAUGGAAGUUCAGCAAAGAGACGCCGAGGCUUUCGCUCGAUAGCAGAGCUACAACUGAUGCGAACGGAAGCCUUCACCCCAAAGAGAUCCGCACAGGUGCUUCCGUUUUGUCCAAUCGAUGCGAGAGUGUUGCGAGUGAUGCGACGGACGAUACGCAGCAGCAUCGGUCUCCGAGUGUAAUUGCCAGACUCAUGGGGCUGGAGCCAUUACCAGAUUCAUGCAGCUCUGAGCCAGAAAACAAGCCUGAGCUUCGGAGAUCUGCUUCCGAAUCGAGAGUCUCAAGAGAUCUGUUUAACGCUCGAUUCACCGCAGAUGGAACCAAUCUCUAUCCCAAGCCGAUAGGUCAAUCUCAACCUGCCAUAUUCAACAAUAUUAUGAGAAGCAAUUCACCGCUGAAUGCACAUUAUGCAAAUCCAGUAAACAAUUUGUUGAAGAAUGCUAUCGGCAACGCGGAACCGCCUAAAGGCUUGAACAGAGGCGGUUACAGUUCUUCGUCGCCAUGGAAAGCUCAUCAACACCGCAGAAGCUUCUUCGAUUCGGGAGACUUCUUCCCAGAGCCAAAACAGAAGGUAUCAAUCCAUGGGGAGAACAACAUUAGAUUGACAUUUCGAGGAUUUGACGAGCCUUCAAGAGAUUUGGAGACCUUGAAACAAAUCCUGGAAGCUUUGCAGCUCAAAGGACUCCUACAUUCUAGAAAACCGUCUGAGCAAAAUCAGAUCAGCCACCACCGGAAAAUUGUUUACGGUGAGUCACCAAUCUUCGUAGCAAAAAUUCCGACAUCAUCGACUCCAACGCCGCUUAAUCGGAAGGCCGGAAAUGACUAUUCGCCGGCGAAUAAUAGAAAUCAGAACCGUGGCCUCCGUCGGAACUACAGCCUCGCCGGAGAAAAUCCUCCGAUGGUAAGUCCACGCCGUGACCGCAAUGGAGUUGGGAGGCGGUCAAACUCACUGGUGAAGCCAAAACUACUGAGCGUUGAAACUCAGAAGAUGAUGAACGAAUCGAUGGAUAACCGAAGAACCUCACCUGUUCACUCUCCGAAGGUUAACUCGCGAAGAACCGGACCAGAUCCAACGGUCAACAACAAAUCACCUCGGAGCAAGAAAACAACAACAACGGCCAUGAUUCAUCAUAAAGAGAAGGCGAUCACCGCCGUUGCGAGUACGGAGGAUGAAUCCUCGUCCAAUUCCGGAAGCAGCGUUACAACUUCAACUGACACGGAGAGAUGGAAGACUGAGGAAUACAAAGAAGGAAGGAAUUUAUUGGAGAGAUGCGACAAGUUGCUUCACAGCAUAGCUGAAAUGACCGCCAUUGAUACGCAGCAGCCAAGCCCUGUUUCCGUCCUCGAUUCUUCAUUCUACAAGGAUGAAUCUUCGACUCCAUCACCUGUUACGACGAAGCGUAAUCUUGAUUUCAAAGAUGAAUCUGAUGCAAUGGAAGAUGAAUCAUGGAGCUCUGUGAUUUCACCAUAUCCAUCCAAAUGUGAAGAAUUAUCAUAUGAUUCUGAUUUCGUAUAUGUCUCGGAUAUCUUAAGAGCAGCCCAUUAUUUCCCGGAGCACUCGGACGUCUUUCUAUUACUAGAGAAGGAGCAAUAUCUCAAUGGAAAGGACACCUCAAAAAUCCCCAGGUUACAAAGGAAGUUGAUCUUCGACACAAUCCAAGAAAUUCUCGACAGAAACAGCCGGCUGCCUCCAUGGAAAGCUGUAAUGAAUCGCAAGAAUUCCAUGAAACCAUCCCUCAACGAGGUUUGGUCAGAAUUUCAGAGAAUUCGAGAGGUAAACACUGCUGAUGACUUGUUCGAGACCAUAUGCAGUGUGCUGAAGAAGGACUUGUCCCGGGACGAGACAACGGGGUGGGGAGACUGCCCUGAGGAAAUGUCUGAAGCCAUAUUGGACAUCGAACGGCAGAUAUUCAAGGAUCUAGUCAGCGACGCCAUCCGCGAUCUCGCGGAAUGGGCAUCAAGAAACACAUCUUCACCACCCUCCAUGAUGAUGCUUAGGAGGAAGCUGGUCUUUUAAAUCAUUCAUAUUUGCUGAACAGGUUUGAUUGUUUGGGAUUGGGAAUGAGGAAUUGAAGUUGGAUAAUGUAGUAGGAGUGGGGAUAGACAUGGACCUACUUUACUUGCUUAUCCUCUAGCUCUAAGCUUAUCACUUCUCAUCAUCUCAUACGCCUACAUGACAACAAUGGGGCUACCAUGUGAAGAAGAAGCUAUACAUACAUUAUGUAUAUAUGAAUCACUCACACACACAUCUUUUUUUUUUUUUUUAUAACGUGAAAUAGGUUCGAUAAGAUGAGUCACGUUAGACGGACCAUGUGUGACAGAUGAACCUAAAGAUUUCGGGAGUUUGAACCCAUAAUUUCACGGUUAUAAGUUCAUCCCACCACCAGGGACCACACAAUUUUAUUUUAUUUU